This is a messenger RNA of Metschnikowia bicuspidata var. bicuspidata NRRL YB-4993, 675 nucleotides long. It is a transcript of the gene HIS3, whose product is annotated as imidazoleglycerol-phosphate dehydratase. The coding region runs from base 1 to 675 and encodes 224 amino acids. Gene Ontology annotation, biological process: L-histidine biosynthetic process. The transcript has a single exon. The record is from RefSeq and is a predicted model, not a curated record. NCBI's taxonomy places the organism in Eukaryota, Fungi, Ascomycota, Pichiomycetes, Serinales, Metschnikowiaceae. Gene Ontology annotation, molecular function: imidazoleglycerol-phosphate dehydratase activity.
AUGUCGUCUUUAUCAACUAGAAGAUCUGCCUUUUUAGCCAGAGAUACGAAUGAGACUAAAAUUCAAAUAGCUCUUUCACUUGAUGGGGGUCAUAUUGCUGUGGAGAAGUCUAUUCUCACCCAACAAACUUUCGAAGAACACGCAGUUCAACAGACCCUGUCCCAAGUUAUAAAUGUCCAAACGGGAAUUGGAUUUUUGGAUCACAUGCUUCAUGCACUUGCGAAGCACUCUGGCUGGUCUUUGAUUGUCGAAUGUAUUGGUGAUUUGCACAUUGAUGAUCACCACACAGCGGAAGAUGUGGGUAUCAGUUUGGGUUUGGCCUUCCAUAAGGCUUUAGGACAGGUCAAAGGUGUGAAGCGUUUCGGGUCCGGUUUUGCUCCUUUGGAUGAAGCUUUAAGCCGGGCUGUUGUAGAUUUAUCUAACCGGCCCUACGCUGUCAUUGAAUUGGGAUUGAAGAGGGAGAAAAUCGGUGAUUUGUCGUGUGAAAUGAUCCCUCAUGUUUUGGAAAGCUUUGCUCAAGGUGCUGCUAUUACCAUCCAUGUGGAUUGUUUACGGGGCUCCAAUGAUCAUCACAGAGCCGAAAGCGCAUUCAAGGCUUUAGCUGUGGCCAUAAAAGAGGCCAUCAGUCUGAAUGGAACGAACGAAGUCCCUUCAACUAAAGGUGUUCUAUUUUGA